Linum trigynum is the source of this 10521-nucleotide messenger RNA. Lineage: Eukaryota; Viridiplantae; Streptophyta; Magnoliopsida; Malpighiales; Linaceae. The record is from the annotation of a GenBank genome assembly.
CCUUCUAUUCUCUCAAAAAUCCCCACCUCUCUAGCAUACACAAAUCUUCUCAAAAAGACAUGGCAACAACUUCAUUAAACACCAUGUUUGCUACCUCCUCUAAUCAAAUUCCCAUUUUCGAUGGAGAAUUGUACGAGUACUGGAGUGCCCAAAUGGAGCCAUUUUCCAUCUCUCAAGAUCUGUGGGAUAUCGUCCAAGAAGGAUAUGAAGAUCCACAAGACAAGAAUGAAGACUCGAAGAAACGAGCAGGCAAGCAAACAAAGGAGUACAAGGAGAAUGCCAAGCAAAAUGUCAGCGCCUUGAGAAUAAUUCAACAAGCAGUGAGCAAAUCGAUUUACCCGAGAAUCUAUGGCAUCAAAAAGGCCAAAGAAGUUUGCGAUGUCUUGCGUGAACAAUUUCAAGGUUGUGAAAAGGCAAUCUCCAUCAGGCGCCAAAGUUUAUGGCGACAGUUCGACAACUUGAUGAUGAAGGAAACCGACACCAUCAAAGACUUCCAUUCGCGUGUGGCGGAGACAGUCAACCAGAUCAAAGCCACCGUUGAUGUUAUGGAAGAAAUAAAAAUUGUGGAGAGAAUUCUCCGCAAUUUUUCAUAAAAGUUCGAGCAUAUUGUUGCUGUCGUUGAAGAAACCAAAGAUUACCAAAUCUACCAAUGAGCGAGUUAAUGAGCUCACUUGUAGCACAUGAGCAAAGAAUGAGCCUCUUCACCAAACCGCCACUAGAGCAAGCUUUCUCGUUAAAAGUCAACAUGACAGAAAGUAAAUAUGUCAAAUCGGAGUAAGGCCAAAGAGGGAGAAACUCACAAGGAAGAGGAAGAGUAAGAUCCAAUUACAGAGGAAACAACAGAAAAAAUUAUCAACAACAAAAAUUGAGCUACACCGGCUCGAGUUGCAUAAUUUGUAAAAAGGCGGGUCAUGCAACAAAAGACUGCAGAUUCAAGUGCACCAAGUGUAGAAUUCAAAACCACUCCCAGAGAGAUUGCUGGUUCUAGAACAAUUAAGAAGAAGGCGAGUCAAGCGGCACCAAAAAUGAAGAAAGCAAUAUGGUGGCCUUGUCAUGCUUGAAUGGUGAGCAAAAAUCACAGUUUCCCUGGAUGGUGGAUAGUGGUUGCAGUAACCACAUGACUGGAGAUCUGGAGUUUUUCACCGAUAUCGAUGACAAAUACCGCUCUCAAGUCAAACUGGGGGACGGGAAGAAGCUAAAAGUGGAAGGAAAAGGCACAGUUGUUGUAUGCACAGAAGAAGGUAACAAAACUCUCAUACGAGAUGUUUUGGGUUGAAAAAGCCUGGCCGUUGAUUGCCUUCUGAUGACUCGGUAUUUGCACAUGUUUUCCCCUUUGUUUCUUGAUUGUUUGAGCUUGAAUUAUCGUGUCUUUGACCUAUUUUACGCUAGGUUGUGUUCCUUUGUCACAUUUCAGGUCCUAGCACAUAAAGUGAAGCAUAGGCGCAAGUUUCAAGUCAAUCAGAGAUCAAUUGACGAUUCGGGAGAAGAAACUCGGGUAUGACCUGAAGAAGAAUGGAUUUCUACCUCACUUUAUGGACAAAGAAUCAUGCAAGAUUGUCAUGAAAAGAAAGAGGACGAGACUACGAGCGUCUGGGAUCAAACGGCGACUGAUUCGGAGUCCGGACGAGGGAGAAAUGAAGCAUUAAACAGAGGCUGAGCAAGCCACACGGGCACAACCCACACGGCCGUGUGGCUUUCCCAGCUGCCCGUGUGGAAAUCACCGAGCCUUCACACGGGCAGCUGGGAAAGCCACACGGCCGUGUGGCCUGGCCGUGUGAGUCGGAAAUUGCUGUUUAAAACCCGAUUUUCAGCAAAAGGAAAGGGGGAGAGCUGGGUUUUGGAUCCCAAACACCCAAGGGACGAACCCUAGAGAGAGAGAGCGACUUGGGAACAUUCUUGGAGCUAUUUUGGAGGAUUUCUUCGCCAUUGGAGCUCGGGAAUCAAGCUUGGAGAUGGAGAUUGAAGAUCUAGAUCAGAUUUCUGCAGUCUCUCUCUUCUCUAUGGAGUAACUUCCCUUCACUUAGGUUUUGAGGAACCUUAGUUCCAUGAGUUAGGAUCUUUCUUGUAUGAAGUUUUGGAUGCUAUAUUGUUUGAUUAUAAUCGAAUGAUGCAUGUUUAUUGAGUCAAUUGAAGUCUGAUCAACUUUUCCUGAUUCCUGCUGCAAUCUGAGAUAGAUAGAAUCUGAUUAGGUUGCUAGAGUCUCAUCAUUCGGUAGUAGGAGAUUGGCUAUACGAGAGUUAGCCAGUUUACUGCUUUGUACUGGAUUCCAAUUCCAGUAGUGGAGUUCUGUGCUUAUUGCUUCAGCUUUCUAUCCCGGUGAAGACUAGUCGUCUGCCGGAUAGUUAGACUGAGAGGGCUUGGUCAGCUUAAGAGAUUCCAAGCUACUGUCGGAUCUUCCGCAGUUUAAUCAACAGUAAAUCAACCAAAAGGAAUUACAACUUGGACCUGAUUGAGGAGCUAGGGGGAAUCAUACCUAAGUGAGUUCCCAAACUGUAAUUAGUAGUUUUACUUAGUUUAGUUAGUAGAGUAGUUUAGUUAAUCAAUCCUUAAUCUAGUUUGCUAGAUAAUGAACUGAAGCUGAGUAAUAGUAACUCUAGAGACCCGUGGAUUCGAUAUUUAUUACUUGCGCCACUAUACUGCAGUCCCUUUCAUUGGUUACACUUGGCCAUUGUUAGGUGUUGUGUUUUAGCGAGUCACCUUCAAAUUUCUUGGCAUUGAUGAACUUAUUUAUAAACGACAACACCUCACCCAUAAUACCCUCUUUUCCCGUGCAUCCCAUUUGUCCAAUCGGGAGCAGUUCACGUGAAUAACCUUGUGGUUCAUAACCAUGCAUCAUUUGCCACAUCACCGUCACAUCAUCAUUUAUGGAAGACCUCUAAUCAUUUCCCCUAUAAAUUUUAUCUCUUUUGUUUUAAGUCGUAAUUUAAAUUUUUUUCAUAGAUAAAUAAGAUUAAUUGUGCUUUACAAAAUGAUAUCCACUUUGAUAUAUUUUUGGAACAAAAAAAUUGAGACAUUUAGUACCAGUCUAUAGCAUGGUGGUAAUGCUUGGUAUAACAUAAAAUCAUAUCACGUGAUACUGAAGUGUACCAUGGUGAUAUGAACACACCAUAGUGUAUAAUGGUUGAAUACAUGAUAGUAGGAAUAUGCGAGCUGUCAUUUACCACAUACAUCAUUGUGUACCACCACUUCACUCAUACCAGGGUGAUAUGGAGUGGUACAUUUUGGUCAUGUAUUUUUUUCCCCAGAAGUUCGUAGAUCGAAUAUCAUUUAGACUUAUAUGCAAAAAAAAAGUACUAAAUCUUAAAUAGAAUUUCCAUCAAUAUCUUUAUACUUAUAUGCAAAAAAUAAGUAUUAAAUCUAUUAAGUUUUUUUUUAUUACCCAGGAACCUCAGCUCCAUGUGCCACUAUGUGACGGCAGGUUCUACUAAAACUGUGGGCCACCUGCAAUCAAAUUUGACGCCAACGGGGCUUCGCACCCAACAACCUUGUACCCUACGGGAACACCAACGGGCCUCGCUUGGAUUCGAACCUGUGAUCUGCAACUCCCAACACCUCAUUGUCGCGAUAGUUUUACCGUUAGACUAUCUUACUUUUAGUUUAAAAUCUAGGGUUAAUACAAUAUAUUAGCCACAACUAUUAUGAAGCGGGGAAUUAUAGCCACAACUAUGAAAAUUCAAAUUAUUAGUCAUAACUAUUGUUGCAGGUCAAGAUAUGGCUAACUGUCUGUUACUGUUAUUAAAUUUUUUACGGAGAAGGCCACAUCAUCGGCCACGACAACGGCCACGUAGGAAUGCUUUUAGUUUAUAACUUCAAAACAUAAAAGUUUAGUCAGUAUUACUAACGAAAUUGUUAACAGAUAGUUAACGUUUGGCUAAUAAUUUGAAUUUCAAUAGUUGUGGCUAUAAUUCCCCGCUUGAUAAUAGUUGUGGCUAAUAUAUUGUAUUUACACUGAAAUCUAUUAAGUUUAGAUACCAAACUAUGUAUAUGAAACUCAAAUUCAUGAGACAGAGGGUGGAGAAGGAAGCUGUUAUGAGUAGAUAAUUACUAUAACACCCUUAAUCAAUUAUGUUAAAAUGGUGCUAACACAGCGGAUGUUUCCCUUAAUUUCGAUAGACUCUUGUUGGAGUUAUAGUUUAUAGACCAAUUACACGCGUACGGGGUGAUGCAGUUUGCAGGCGGAAGAACGGUCGCAGUGCAAAUUUAUAACAUCCAAGUUUCAUGGAAUCUACAGAGCCAUCUUCUAUGCACAUCUUCUCCUCAAUAACCAUGAAGGAAGCUAAUCAGUAAAGCAAUCCCCCACUUCCAUUCUCCAUUUACACAUACACACGCUUAAUUACCACCUACAAAUAGUAGUUUCGGUGGUGGAUUGCAGUCGGAGUCAUGAUGUGAAUUAGCCGGCCGGCUUCCUCUCGUCUGUUUUGUUUCUAGCUUGUGGUGGGGAAGCUAAUAAGGCAGUACUGGCCGCGGUGAGGGUGGAACGGCCGUCGCUCGCGGUCCGGCGGGCAAGGCACCGGAGCUGGAUGUGCGAGGUAGGUUGGAACAUGUUCCCCCGGCAUCAACACUGAUACGCCUUUCGCAUAUACUGUCAUCUGAAACUCAACAAAGCAAAAUUCAACGUACUGGUAAACCAGCUAGCAUUUAGGUAAACAAGUACUUGUAAACAACUAAAGCAUUCACUCCGCGCGCAGAGGGGAUUCCAUCGUUAUCAUCAACUUCACAAAUUGCUAUGGCUUGCAUCCAAUGAUUACAGAGCGCCCAACAAGAGAUCCAACAAUCUUAUAACACCUUAUAAGCAUGUUUUUUUUUUUACAUAUUCUACCUAGUGAUAGCAAUGGGCAGGACGGGUAUCUCAAUAUUCAUACUCGUUCCAUACUAAGUGCGAGUCAGGUUGAGUGAUAUAUGCACGAGUAAAGUGCGGGAUGGGUCAACUCAUUCUUAUAUGAUAUAUUUGAAAAAAAUAGGUAAAUAUUUAAUUCUUUCACAAGAACAUAUAGAGAAAAUACUUCAUAAAUGAAUGAGAAUUAUAGUGAAGGAUAAUUAAGCCUAAAUAGUUGAAAUAUAUAAUCUUAAAUUCUUUAGGUUGAAAAUAUGGAUUCAUAAUAAUCAAAAGAAGAGAAGUACAAGUAUUAAGAUAAAUCAUGAUAAAACAUGUUUUUAACGAGACCGAAUUGAACAGGACCACUCAAAAACAAUACUCAUACCCCAUCACACACUACUACAGUAAAACUGCCGAGCAUCAAGACAUAAUUCCUUUACCUUACCCACUAGCAAGGCUUGGAUUUAAAGAAACGGAAAAAGGAACCCUUUUCUAUUCUUUUCUUUUCUUGUCCCCAGAUUUCAUGCUCGUUUCCACAAAUCAUGGGUCUGAAAUCUGAAUUGAAAUUCAGUAACGGAUUCAUAGAAUUUCCCCCAAAAAAGUAGUAUUACGUAGAAAACCAAGAAAGUCCAUUGCCCAUGACAAAUGCAAAGUGUGGGACUAGGGAUUUGGUUCAGUAAUAGUUAAUAGAUAUAAACAAAAGGUGAGAGCAAAUUGAGAUUCACAAGGUCAGGAAACAAUGGGAAAUGGUCAGUUUUGAUAAUACUAUGUUUGUGUAUGCAUCUUUAGAGACAUAAUUUGCUCAUGUACAACAAAUUACAAGGCGUGUGUGUAAUCAUGUUAGCGCAUUCUUGUUUUGCAUUUAAUGAAAAUGAGAAUACAUUGUGUAAUUAUUCACUCCACACUAGAUCAAAGCAGAACGGAUAUUUUGGAAUUGAACCAAACCGGUAUGAAUAUAGAGCUCGUUUAUAGAAUUGGAGUCUAAAUCUUUAUAUUAUAAUUAAUUAAAAAUAUUUAACUCUUCGGAUUGUAGAAAAAUUUAAAAUUUUCUAUAGUUUGAUAACUAUAAUUUUUAAUCGUUCAAUAAAAUAGAAAUUAUAUUUUUUUAUCAAAAGACAUGUUUAUCCUUAAUUAUAAGAUUUCAGUGUGACUCGACAAAUAUUGAGAUUUAUUGAUAAGGGUAUUUAGUGGUAUAAAUAAAAAAUAAAAGAUAAUAGGGGAAAAUCUGACAAAUCAAAAUAUAAAAUCUCUCUAAUUAUAAGAGAUUUGAUAUAUUUAUAUUUUAUAGAUUUGGAAGCUCUUAAGUGAAAUCCAUGAUACAAAAAGCAACAAAGAAAAAACAUAUUUUGUACUGAAUUUAUGGUCAAAAUCCUUUUUCCCAAAUGAGUCCAAAAUGUAUUUCAAUUUUGAAUUUUAUCAAAUCUUUUCCAAACACAUUCAAAAUGAAACAUGAUUUGAGUAUUUUAUAUAAUAUUAUUUGUCUCGAUUUUCUUUUAUCUUUUAUUCUUAGAUCAAAUUAAAGAUGGGAAAAGUUAAUCUGCUAACUUGGAGAUUCGUUAGCAAAUACUAAUUGAUAUCCAAAAUACAUGAAUUAAUAUGCACAAGUACUAAAGUAUCUAGAGAGCACAAACUAGUAUUCAAAGUUUGCUAACUGAUAUCCACCAUGAAUCAACUAUUAUCCUAAAUUUACAAACUAAUAUCUAGACAACACAAAAUAGUAUCCAAACAGCACAUAAUUAGUACCAGAUAACACAUAAGAGUAUUCAGAUAACCCAUAAGAGUAUUCAUAUUGAAUACUAGUUGGUUGAUUGUAGAUAUUAGUUGGUAUCUGCUAUCUGGAUACUAGUUUGUGAUGUUUUGAAUACUAGUAUGUGCUAUCUAGAUAUUUAGCAGACUUGGAUAUUAGUUCAUACAUUUUGGAUAUUAGUUAGUAUAUACUAACGAAUCUUCAAGUUAGCAGAAUAACUAGGCUGUUGAAAGAUUGCCAACUCUUGUAUGGAACAUGGUCGUUUGGUUUUGGUAUAUACAUUGUUUACAAUGCAUUAUUAUUAUUAUUAUUAUUUUUUUUUUUGAAUUUUUUCACAAACAAUACAUGCAUUGUUUGCUUGAUGUGAGACAAACUAUCACUCAAAAUAAGGGGUCAUUUGAUAUAUGUGUAUCUAAAUGAUGCAUUUAAUGAAUACAUGUAUUGUAUAUAAUGCAUCAUUUUUUUGUUUCAAAAUGAAAUACAAUGCAUGUAUUUGAUUGAUGAUGUGACACUUGAAAUCAUUAAAUAUGAAUGAUUUACAAUCUCAACCAUUCGGUGAGAUUGUUGAGAUUGUGUUUUGAGAUAGUUAAACAUUACAUAAUUCUAACAAUCGCAAAUACCAAAUGACCUCUAAGUGAUAGUUAAAUCUCAAGUUUUUUGUGAGAUUGAUGAAAUUGUUUGAUUAUAUCCCUAUUUUUUUAUGUGUGUUGCAUUCUUAUAUAUAAAAAACAAAGGGUAAAAGUGACAUUUCACCCAAAAAGUAAUAUAAUUAUUUAAAGACAACAAUAACUAUCACAUAAACCAAACGAUGUAAACUAUAAUACACAAAUUUUCUUAUAUACAUAUAUAUGAUUAUGCAUGCAUUGUGAUAAUGCAUAAAUUUAACUAUCACCAAACCAAAUGAUCCAUAAUUCUACUAGUGUGGUGCAUUGUAGGAGUGAUAGUCAGUGCAGUUUCGGUUUAACCAAACCGACCGUUGAUAAGAGGCUGAAACAGACAACCGAAACCACCCCCGACAACCUUAUCGAUUAGCCACAAUUGAUAACUCGUUAUGUCGGUUCGGUUAAUCGGUUGCCCGCCCACCCAAUUAUUAAUAAUAAAAAAGUUAAAAAUAUCAUAUAUUUUUUUAAUAUGGCCUCCUUCCUUCAUAGAUUUUUUUGCCUACUUUCUUCUUCCAGAUCUAGCCUUCAUCGAUUUCUUUGCCUUCCUUCUUCUUCCAGAUCGAGCCAUGCUUCAUCAUCCACCCAUAGAACCUUCAUUUCCAUAAAUCGAUUUCCUUCUUGAAAUCUUGCCCACAAAUCCUCUGCCACGUCAAGAAGGAAGGGAAUACGGUUUCCGAUUGGGGUUAUUGAGGUCAGUGAGAAGAGGUUGUCGAGUGGCGAUUUGGGUCGACAGAAGAGGUCUCCCAAUAGAGAUUGGGGUCGGCAAUUGUCAAGAUUGGGGUCGGCGAUUGGUCGUGAGAUGAAAGCUUCGAGGCCGACAAAAAAGGACGACGGACGGCGGGGCGACGAUUGAGAUGCUGGAAAUCAGGGUUCAUGGAUGAGGGGAAAUGAUUUGUAGGCUAGGGUCUAGGUGUUGUGGUGGGGGGAAAAGAAGAAGAGGAAGAGGAAUCAUAGAGGAGAGGAAAAGAACUCGAUGACAGAUGAAGAAUUUGAUCUUCUUGAUUGAGGAGGAGAGCUCUCGGUUAUGUAUCGGUGCACUGAUUUUUAAUCGGUUUGCAACUGACAACCGGCGGUUAGCUAAUAACCUAAAUCUUCCAAACCGAAGUCGAGACCUACAUGUUUUUAUCAAUUUUCGGUUAGCAUAUUAAUCGAGUUUUUCGUUUUGGUUUUAAGCUAGCCGACUAACCAGUCACCGAUUAUCACUCCUAAUGCAUUGCAUACUUUAUUUUUUUUAAAUUGUAUUGUAGUAGUGUGUUGAAAAUUGAGCAUUCUACCAAAAAAGACAAGAAAAUUGAGCAUUUUGUGGGCUCUGUUAGUACGUAGUAACCUACCUAGCAAAUGUUUAUAUAGGCGGCGUUUUGUUUGGAGCAAUAAUUAAUUAUAAUCGAGGAGAGGCGGGGAAAAGCAAGCUACCUACGGAGGGGGACACUAGGAGACAAAUUCCACAUUAUGAAGGGCGUGCAUGAUGGAAUUGGAAUAUAAUGGACCCGUUAUUAUUAAUUAAUUAGUCAUAUUAGUCCUCAUGUUCCUACAAUAAACCAGAUUUAGUUUAUUGAACAUUUAUCCUUUUAAUUGACGAAUUUCAAAAAUUAAUUCAUAAGAAGUUCCAUAUAGCUUUCCCUUUUCGACUAAAAACGGAAAUUUUAGUUAAAAUGAAAUGAAAACAAGUACAUAAAUAAAAGAGAGGUAAGGUCUACUAUGGAAGCGUAUCUCUUUGUUCUAAAUAUUUGGAUAACGAUAUUUGGAUCUUGAUUAUCCCUUUGUUUUGAACACUUCUACUAUACUAUAUAGCAUUGGUGCUUUAAUGUACAACUUAAAUUUGUACCAUAACAUUAAAUGUAUAAGUUUAGGUUGUACCAUAAAGCAAUUUGUACUAUUAUGUUAUGGUACAACUUUACAACUUGAAGUUGUACCAUCACAUAAAGGUACAAGUUCAAGUUGUACCAUAAAAGAAUUUGUACCAAACGUAUAGGUACAAUCUGAAGUUAUACCAUAACGUAAAUGUACAAUUUUAAGUUGUACCAUAAAAGCAAAAACCUAUAGCACCAAUACUAUAUAGCAUUGUAAAAUUUCUCCUUUGUUUUUAAGAAACUUGCCUCGAAAAACAAUAAAUUUAGGGGUGAAAACGUGGUUGGUUAGUCCACGAAUUGAUAUCGUUCCACCCGUAAAUAACCUGAUCUGUAAGCAGUGGGUGAUUGAUGUGGGUAGAUUGUGGAUUGAUAAAUCUCCCACCCGCACUUAUGUGGGUGGGUGAGUGGUGAUUGGAUUGCGAGUCACUCGAAUAAUCCGCAUCUGAUUUUCACAUGAAAGAAUGUCGUUUCUUAUAGUAUCGAAUAUUAAUCAUAUUUCCAAACCACACUACAGUCUGGUUGCAUAUUUCUAAUGGGUACUGGUUAAAUUGAUACUACAUUAUUUCACAUUAAAAAAUAUUGGAUAUUGAAAUGGGAAUUAUGGUUAAUAUCCAUUAAAUAUUGAGAUGAAAACUAUAAAUUAUUAAUUGUAUCAAAAUCAAAAAAAUGCGUAAGUUUCUCUACACAAGUGGUUGAUAGAGUAGUAAAUUUUUUUACACAAAUUACUAUAUGGAUUCACUUGAGACAAAGUGAGAAGUGUCUAAAUUGAUACAGUCUUCCUAAUUUGCAAUGAGAUUAUUAUAAAUGUUAGUCAACUUACUUAAUGGCUUGUUGGAAAAUACUUUUGCGGGUUAACCCACGACCCAACAGCACCCAUCCGCCACCCACCCAACCCGGCCCGCAAAAGAAUGUAGGUGGAUUGCGGAUUACCAUUAUUCCAACUCGCUAGAAAACAAGUGAGUUAAUUUGAGACGAAAAUCCACCCAACCCGCCCAUUGCCCACCAGUUAUAUAUCAUCAUCUUAUCAAUAUUAUAUAUUUUCAUAUUAUCAUGAUAUAAUCUUUUAUACUAGAUUAACGUGAUAAACUAGAUUAAAGUGUUAUUUUUGUUACAAAAUAUACGAAAUUGGCUGUUAUUGAAUAACUAAUAUGAUUGAUGGUUAAUUGGUUAUACACAGGAUUCGUUUUCUACGAUACAACUGAAAAAGAAUAAACAAAAAACCUCCAUCGGGAUGAGCACUAAGUAAUAAUUCCGAGAUUAACGAGGAAAAGGGGUUGCGUUAGAGUGCCGUUAUGAGUGUAUGUAUUAUUAACAAUGGGAUAAUGCAGCGUGAUUAAUUAUGAUGAUUGACGUAAUGCAAACAGCCCCCUCUCUUCCACUAGGCUAGCUAAGCUAUCAAAAGAAGUCCACACAAACUCAUUUUCCCAAUGAAUAAUCAUAGGAAUU